This is a messenger RNA of Numida meleagris (helmeted guineafowl), 758 nucleotides long. RefSeq names its product parvalbumin, thymic CPV3. The record is from RefSeq and is a predicted model, not a curated record. The transcript has 5 exons. Gene Ontology annotation, cellular component: cytoplasm; nucleus. Gene Ontology annotation, molecular function: calcium ion binding. The coding region runs from base 200 to 529 and encodes 109 amino acids. NCBI's taxonomy places the organism in Eukaryota, Metazoa, Chordata, Aves, Galliformes, Numididae.
UAAUUAGUUAAGGAAGAAAUUUGAGCUAGGUCUCAAAUCAAACAUUUGAUCCAUGAAGCAGUAACCUAAGUAGUGGUUAUUGUCACCUUUUGAAUCCUUUAUAAGUCAGAGUGACAGCCAGAGCCAACAAGACUACUUUGCCUGGUACCUCCUCAGCUAUUUUUCCUUGGCCUAGCUGAGAAAACUAUAAAGGUUUAAAAUGAGCCUCACAGACAUUCUAAGCCCUUCUGAUAUUGCUGCUGCUCUGCGGGACUGCCAAGCUCCAGAUUCCUUUAGUCCCAAAAAAUUCUUUCAGAUCAGUGGGAUGUCUAAAAAGAGUAGUAGCCAGCUCAAGGAGAUCUUCCGGAUUCUCGACAAUGAUCAAAGUGGCUUUAUUGAGGAAGAUGAGCUCAAGUAUUUCCUUCAGAGGUUUGAGUGUGGAGCCCGAGUGCUAACUGCCUCCGAAACCAAGACUUUCCUGGCAGCUGCAGACCACGACGGGGAUGGCAAAAUUGGGGCUGAAGAAUUCCAGGAAAUGGUGCAGUCUUAAAGGUUCAGAACAACCAGAUAAGACAGAAUUGGGAUGAAUCUGCGAGAGAAACUGCAAACCCUGAAAGUCAGCAGUCCCUUGUGCAUUUACCUUGGUAGUGGCUGCUAUUUACUCACUGCCUUAGAAACAUAAUGAAACACUGAUUUUUUUUUUCCUCAUUGUGUGGACCAUUUACUCUGUUCUAAACUCUGCUUUACCAGAAACUUCCCUUAAAAAUAUCCAAUAAAAA